UCGAGGAUCCGUUAGGCAGAGAGAGCUGUGGAAAAAAAUAGAAGUAAACAUGGAGCUCUCGGCCGUCGGGGAGAGGGUCUUCGCCGCUGAAUCCAUCAUUAAACGGCGCAUUAGGAGAGGACGGAUGGAGUAUCUGGUCAAAUGGAAAGGCUGGUCUCAAAAAUACAGCACUUGGGAACCAGAGGAAAAUAUUCUAGAUGAACGCCUUUUCGCCGCUUUUGAAGAGAGGGAGCGUGAGAGAGAAUUGUUCGGGCCAAAAAAGAGGGGACCCAAAACCGAAACGUUCUUGUUAAAGGCAAAAGCUAAAGAAAAAUGCACACGCUUUGAGUUUAGACGGGAGAUGUCUCCAGGUAUGCAGGUGUCCUUCCCGGUCGCAGAGCCGGUUGUGACGCCAAGAGCUCGCGAGGGACUACGGGCAGUCGUGCCGACCAUUUUCCCACCGAGCGCCGUCAAUAGAGGCGAGAGUGUUCGCGUCCGACCACCAGACCCCGAGAGAAUCCCACUGACGUCACCGCAACGCCCUUUGGAUCUUGCCAAUUCGCAGAAAAAGCGAGGACCAAAACCAAAAUUGCGUCCCGCCGCGGGUCUAAGUGGAGGUUCGUCUACCGAAGGCUUUAAAAGAAAAGCAUUUGAACCGUCCUCUUACAGGCCUUCAAAAACGGGGAGAUCGGGAGAGGCAUCGAGCUGUGACAUUAUGCAUUUAUCGCAGAUCCAAGCGGAAUCCAGCCACGUUAAAAAGCAAAUGGGAAGAAGGUCAAGUGAUGACGUUUAUACACAUGGUGGCACCAUCAUAAAAACAGGGGUUGGUAUUUUGGGGCAUCGAUCGAAGGACAGUACCAUUGGUGCCAUAUAUAAUCGACCUAAAAGUAAUCUAUUUCGACCCACCGGUAAAACCAGGGAGCAACUGUCUCUGAGUUUUGUGGAGGAAACAGAGGAGUCCUGGUUGCCCUGUUUGAAGAACAUGGAGAAAAUUGUUGUUACGGAUGUAACGAGUAACUCUUUGACUGUGACCAUUAAAGAGAGUUCAACUGACAAAGGUUUCUUUAAAGAAAAAAACAUUAUAUAAUUUUUUUUUAAAGUGAAAUGUUUGACUCCAAAUAGAAAAAGCCUAAAUUUCUAAAUAAUUAUAUGUAACUGCACAGUAAAGUCUUGCAAUCAUGUAUGUGUGUGUGUAUAUAUAUAUAUAUAUGUGUAUAUAUAUAUAGAGAGAGAGAGAGAGCCUAUAAAUACACUACUGGUCUAAAGUUUUGAAACUUAUUAUAAUUGUGUUUUUUUUUUCCACAUUUAAGGAUAAUAGUAAAUUAAUCACAACUAUGGAAUAACAAAUGGAAAUAUGGGAAUUAUGUUGUUGCUAAAAAUCUAAAGAAAAUCCAAAAUAAAUCACAACUGUGUUAUAUUUGAGCAUCUUCACAGUAUUCCCGCUUUGCCUAGAAUUUGCAGAAAUGAACUCUUUUCUCCACCAACUUCUUGAGGAUUCAUCCUGGGAUGCUUUUUAAACAGUAAUGAAGGAGUUCCCAUCUUGGGCACUUAUUGGCUGCUUUUCUUUAUUAUUUGGUCCAAGUCAUUAAUUUCAAAAACUUUUUUUUUUAAUCCAAUUUUCGUUUUACAAUGAAAAAAAUUAAAAUGGCGGCACAAUUAUAUUUUUGCCUACAAAACUAAUUUCAAACAUUUAAGCAAACUUAAACUUUUGACUGGUAGUGUGUGUGUGUGUGUGUGUGUGUAUAUAUAUAUAUAUAUAUGAGUCUAUGUUUAGCCUACAGAUCUAUUCACAUUUUCUAUGAAAAUGAAGUGUAUUUUACUAUGUCCCAGAUUGUAUGUGAUGUACACCAGUUGAUUUGUUUCUUUGUUGCUGCCUUCAGCUUUAUAAUGAAUGUUGGCGUAGAUGCUGUUAACACACAUUAUCAUUUUAAUGCACCUUUUUGGAGGACAUCUUUACCAUUUUCAUCUUUUAUGAAAAUAUUAUUGUUGUUGUUGUUUUUUGGUGAGAUCUUAUAUAUUUUGGUCUAUAUAAAAGUAGUCUUUAUUAAAGCACAUCCUUUAAAAAAUAACAAGGAAAUAAGAUGCAUAUAUAUAUAUAUAUAUAUAUAUAAAGGCACCAGCAUUUAAGAUUUAGGAACGCAAGAUGCAAAUAUGUGUUUCAAAUACUUCUAAAAAUGUGCCUCACAUUCACACAUGCCGCUCCUCUAACGAGAAGCUGAAAACAAGAAUACACGAUAACCUCUAAAUAAACUGUUUAGAGUAAACAAGAGUUCCGCAGAGAUGUGUCGCUUAAAAUAUUGAAUAAUAAAAUUGCAUUUGUAUCUUC
Xyrauchen texanus (razorback sucker) is the source of this 2305-nucleotide messenger RNA. RefSeq names its product chromobox protein homolog 8-like. The transcript is spliced from 5 exons. The coding region runs from base 50 to 1066 and encodes 338 amino acids. Lineage: Eukaryota; Metazoa; Chordata; Actinopteri; Cypriniformes; Catostomidae. The record is from RefSeq and is a predicted model, not a curated record.